Molecule: messenger RNA, 740 nt
Organism: Ornithodoros turicata
Lineage: Eukaryota; Metazoa; Arthropoda; Arachnida; Ixodida; Argasidae
Exons: 5
Coding region: 14-682 (222 amino acids)
Source: RefSeq, a predicted model, not a curated record
CGCUGUCCUGGACAUGGAACUCCGUCCAAGCGUUUCCACUUAUGUCGGUCAUGUCGAAGCAUUUCUAACAGAAACGGACAGACUUAUAAAUAUCCAUAUGAGAGCAGAACCAAUGCCAAGGAGAAACUUUGGCUACGUGCUUCUAGGUGUGGCCAUACUCCGUGGAAGCCAACAACCAAGCACCCUCAUGGCUAACUUCAAUCAGCUUGUACAGGGAAUUAAGCCAGACGCCCUAGUGUACCGAACAACUCUCAAUCGCAAUAUAACGGACCCAAACGUAUGCUGGACUACAGGACCGUCACCCUGGCAGGGACCUGGCAUGCCGUCAAUGCAGUCGUCAUUCGUUGACUCGCUGGCAUUCAGGCAUGUGACUGGGUUCCAACCACUGCCUUUGAAAUCAACGGAAUUGCUCUCCUUCAGCGCUGCGGCCAUAAUAACGACUUACAAAGACAAGGAUUAUAGGAGACCACCCAUUUCUCCAUGCCAGAGUGUCACCCAGGGCAAUCCAAAAGAACUGCUCUGCGAAAAUGGACUAUAUUAUAGGAUAGUAACCGAACAUUUGGAGCACCUUGAAACCGACGCCACUCGAUGGGACCAAUGGGGCCGUACGUUUGACACCACUAUCACGGUAGCGUACGACUCGGGUUGCACUAUGUCGAGAAAGGUAUGUAUACCAUUUUGAAGGCCCUGUAUCUUGGUAGCUUCACCACAGCCAAUGCCGUAGCCGUAGUAGCCAAUGA